AUGGCCAUGCACCGCGCCUCCGCGUUCGCACUCCGCCGCCUCGCCGCGGCGGCGGCUCCGAGCCCCGUGUCCCUCCUCGCCCCUCUCCGUCCGGUGGCGGCGGCAGCGGCCGCCACCAACACAAGAUUUCUUCUGCAGCCUACGACCGCGGCUGCGGCUGCUGCUUUGUGCGCCUGGCGCGGUUACGCGGCACGCGGCGGCGCGGGCCGGAAGGCGGCGAAGGCGGUGAGCGAGGACGAGGAAGAUGAGGAUGAGUUCGAUGCUAUGGGCAGCGACGAGGAGUUCGACGGCGACUUCGACGACGAGGAUCUCGAUGAAUUCGAGGACGACUCUGAGGAUGACUCUGAGCACGAAGCCGCGCCCCAAGCGCGGAAGGCGCUGAGCUGCAAAGCUCGGCUCGCUGCUGCUUGUUGUGUUUGUUUGGUGUUUUUUUUUUUUGAUUUUGACAAAGAAUUCAAGCCGGAAAAACAAUAA
Messenger RNA from Miscanthus lutarioriparius, 474 nucleotides. The record is from the annotation of a GenBank genome assembly. Lineage: Eukaryota; Viridiplantae; Streptophyta; Magnoliopsida; Poales; Poaceae.